This is a messenger RNA of Paramecium pentaurelia, 1247 nucleotides long. The record is from the annotation of a GenBank genome assembly. NCBI's taxonomy places the organism in Eukaryota, Ciliophora, Oligohymenophorea, Peniculida, Parameciidae.
AUGAUAAUAUUGAGUGCAAUAUUCUUUUACGUGCUUUCAGGAUAGACAUACUUGAGUAAUGAAUACUUGAUGCGUACUACUUUAAUAACCUAGCUUGUCUUGAGUCUUUAUCUACGAAAUGGCAUCUUAGUGAGACAGGAACAGGCAUUUUGAUGGCUCUAGGAAUGUCUAUACCAGAAUUGACAACUAAUAUAUUAUCAUGUUUUAAGUCAUCUAGAAUUGGAUAUGGAUUUGGAGCAAUAGUUGGAAGUGGAGUUUUUGGUAUAUACAUUUGUAUUAAGAAGACUUUACUGUUUGUUUUGGUUUGAUGUCAUUAUUUUCUAAUUAUUAUCAUAAAAGAGCUUUAAGAAUGAAUCUAAAGGCAUUAAUGAGAGAUAUUUAUGUAUAUUUGCUCACCUUAUUAUUUUUGACCUUUGUUUUUUGGGAUUAUGAAGUAAUAAUGAUAUACAUAUAUUUUAAUUAGAUCUCUCUUACAGAAGCAUUGAUUCUUACACUUUUUUAUCCAUCCUAUUUAUUAUAUUCAUUAGUUUAGAUGGAAUAGAAAGAUGAUUUUUAACUCUCACAUUAAAAGCAUCACUUUCCAACUUUAUUAUAAUUUCUUGAUUUUCAUCCUGAAUAAGCAGAAGAUUUAGAUGUAGAUGGAAAAGAAAUAGGAUAAGAGAAUUAAUAGGAUACAGAAUAAUAAUAAUAAGAUUAAUAACCAUCUAAAAUAUUAUUACCUUUUACAAUGCUAUUUAAAUUAACAAUUCCAAAACAUCCAGAAUUUGCAUUUAUUAUAAUUUCAUUUUAUUGUUUUCUUACUGUAAAUGUUACAAUGACUGUUGUUGAUGAAUUUGUUGAGUAAUUUGCAGUAAGUCCUGCAUUUGUUGGAUUAACAAUAGCUAGUUGGGGAGGAAAUAUUUAAGGUAUAUUAUAUAUUAUUAUUAUUUAUUUUAGAUGUAUUAAAUGCUUCUCUUGCUGCUAAGAAUAAAAAAACUGAGUUGGCUACUUCAAGUAUUAUAGGCAGUCAAAUUAUGAAUUUAUAAAUUUGUUUAGGAUUUCCAUGGGUAUUGACUAUGUUAAUCUGGCAAAGAAAUAUUACAUUUUAUGAUGAAACUAUAUCAUAAUCAAUGUUAGCCAUUAUGACAGUAGUUCUCACUUCAUUUUUUUUAAUGUUAUAAUAGAAACUGAGAUUAACAUAUAAAUUAGGGGUAAUGUUGUUGAGCAUUUAUCUUCUAUAUUUUAUUUAUGAAUUACUAUAAUAAUGA